Messenger RNA from Eremothecium sinecaudum, 552 nucleotides. RefSeq names its product snoRNA-binding rRNA-processing protein IMP3 (gene IMP3). The transcript has a single exon. The coding region runs from base 1 to 552 and encodes 183 amino acids. The record is from RefSeq and is a predicted model, not a curated record. Gene Ontology annotation, molecular function: rRNA binding; snoRNA binding; structural constituent of ribosome. Gene Ontology annotation, cellular component: small-subunit processome; Mpp10 complex; small ribosomal subunit. Lineage: Eukaryota; Fungi; Ascomycota; Saccharomycetes; Saccharomycetales; Saccharomycetaceae. Gene Ontology annotation, biological process: rRNA processing.
AUGGUUAGGCGACUUAAGCAUCAUGAGCAGAAGCUGCUCAAGAAAGUGGACUUUUUAGAAUGGAAACAAGAUCAAGGUCAUCGUGAUACGCAGGUAAUGCGUACUUAUCACAUUCAAGAUAGAGAAGACUACCACAAAUAUAAUAAAAUAGUCGGUGAAGUCCGCCGCUUAGCGCAUAAACUAUCACAGUUGCCGGCUACUGACCCUUUUAGAACAAAGCAUGAACAGUUGUUAUUAGAAAAGCUCUAUCAUAUGGGAAUUUUGGCAACGACUUCAAAAAUUAGUAACUUAGAGAACAAAGUUACAGUAUCUGCGAUUUGCCGUCGUAGGUUACCGGUUAUUAUGCAUAGAUUAAAAAUGGCAGAAACGCUGAAGGAUGCUAUAAAGUUUAUAGAACAGGGCCAUGUUCGAGUUGGACCGGAUUUGGUAACAGACCCUGCAUUUCUUGUGACCAGAAAUAUGGAGGACUACGUUACUUGGGUUGAUUCUUCGAAAAUCAAGAAGACUAUCUUACGUUACAGAAAUCAAAUUGAUGACUUCACUGAGGCGUGA